Messenger RNA from Sorex araneus (European shrew), 2722 nucleotides. RefSeq names its product synapsin II (gene SYN2). Gene Ontology annotation, biological process: neurotransmitter secretion. The transcript has 13 exons. NCBI's taxonomy places the organism in Eukaryota, Metazoa, Chordata, Mammalia, Eulipotyphla, Soricidae. Bases 97 to 1830 code for a protein of 577 amino acids. The record is from RefSeq and is a predicted model, not a curated record. Gene Ontology annotation, molecular function: ATP binding. Gene Ontology annotation, cellular component: synaptic vesicle membrane; synaptic vesicle.
GCCCGGCCCAGUCCGCCGCGGCUGCCAGUGGGCUCGGGCCGCGCUCCGCGCCGCUGCCGCCCGCGCCGCCGCCCGGACCCCGGGCCCCCGAGCCCCAUGAUGAACUUCCUGCGGCGCCGGCUGUCGGACAGCAGCUUCAUCGCCAACCUGCCCAAUGGCUACAUGACCGACCUGCAGCGGCCCGAGCCCCAGCAGCCGCCGCCCCCCGGGCCCGCCGCCGCCUCCCCCGCCGCGUCGCCCGGCCCCGAGCGCCGGCCGCCCGCCCAGGGCUGGGGGUCGGCGCCGCAGCCCGCGCCGUCGGUGGGCAGCAGCUUCUUCAGCUCGCUGUCCCAGGCCGUGAAGCAGACGGCAGCCUCGGCCGGCCUGGUGGACGCGCCCGCGCCCGCCGCGCGCAGGGCCAAGCUGCUGCUGGUGGUGGACGAACCGCACACCGACUGGGCCAAAUGCUUUCGGGGCAAGAAGGUCCUUGGAGAUUAUGACAUCAAAGUGGAACAGGCAGAAUUUUCGGAGCUCAACCUGGUGGCCCACGCAGACGGGACCUACGCAGUGGACAUGCAGGUCCUCCGGAAUGGCACCAAGGUUGUCCGGUCCUUCCGGCCCGACUUCGUGCUCAUCCGGCAGCACGCGUUCGGCAUGGCGGAGAACGAGGACUUCCGCCACCUGGUCAUCGGCAUGCAGUACGCCGGCCUGCCCAGCGUCAACUCCCUGGAGUCCAUCUACAACUUCUGCGACAAGCCCUGGGUGUUCGCCCAGCUGGUCGCGCUCUACAAGACGCUGGGGGGAGAGAAGUUCCCGCUCAUCGAGCAGACGUACUACCCCAACCACCGCGAGAUGUUGACGCUGCCCACAUUCCCGGUGGUGGUGAAGAUCGGCCACGCGCACUCGGGCAUGGGCAAGGUCAAAGUGGAAAACCACUACGACUUCCAGGACAUCGCGAGCGUGGUGGCCCUCACCCAGACCUACGCCACGGCCGAGCCCUUCAUCGACUCCAAGUACGACAUCAGGGUGCAGAAGAUCGGCGGCAACUACAAGGCGUACAUGAGGACGUCCAUCUCGGGGAGCUGGAAGACCAACACGGGCUCAGCCAUGCUGGAGCAGAUCGCCAUGUCAGAGAGGUACAAGCAGUGGGUGGACGCCUGCUCCGAGCUGUUUGGUGGCCUGGACAUCUGUGCCGUCAAAGCUGUCCACGGCAAAGACGGGAAAGACUACAUCUUUGAGGUCAUGGACUGCAGCAUGCCGCUUAUCGGGGAGCACCAGCUGGAGGACCGGCAGCUCAUCGCUGAGCUCGUGGUCAGCAAGAUGAACCAGCUGCUGUCCAGGACCCCUGUUCUGUCUCCUCAGAGGCCACUGACCACUCAGCAGCCCCAGAGCGGAGCCCUGAAGGAGCCGGACGCCAGCAAGACCCCGCCGCAGCGGCCCGCGCCCCAAGGGGGCCCCGGGCAACCCCAAGGAACGCAGCCCCCAGACAAGGCGCUGCCGCCACGCCGGCUUUCCCGGGAGCCAUCACUGCCACCUUCCUCCUCCUCCUCCUCUUCUUCCUCCUCCUCCUCCUCCUCCUCUUCCUCCUCGGCCCCGCCGCGGCCCGGCGGCCCCAACAUCCGCGGAGACGGGCCCUCCAGCAGCUACUCCCUGGCCGAGGCCCCGCCAGCCCCCGCGGCUGCGGCACCCAAGGCCCCGCCGCAGCCACAGCUCAACAAGUCGCGGUCCCUGACCAACGCCUUCAGCUUCUCCGAGUCCUCCUUCUUCCGCUCCUCGGCCGGUGACGACGCAGCCAAGGCGGACACCGUGCGGAGCUUGAGGAAGUCCUUCGCCAGCCUCUUUGCAGACUAGUCGCCGGGAGCCCCCGGCCCCCGAGAGGCCGCGAGCCGGAGCCCGUGGCCACCAGCAGCCGCCCCGCCCCGCGGGCCCUGCCCCGCGCCGAGCCCCUCCGACCGCGCGGUGCCCCCCGUCCGUCCCGUCGUGCUCAGUGAUGCUCCGCAGCUCGGAGAGACGCGUGCGUGCCUGCGUGCGUGCAUAUGUGCAAGCACAUGUGCGUCCGUGGGACAGGUGUGUGUAGACGUGCAUACAUGCAUAAGUUUAUCCGCGUGUGCAUCUGUGAUACAGGUGUGUAGACGUGCAUACAUGCGUGCAUACGUAAUACAGGCGUGCGUUCAUACGUGCAUACGUGCGCGCAGACGUGAUACAGACGUGCGUGCAUACGAUACGUGCAGACGUGCGUGCAGACGUAAUACAGGCGUGCGUGCAUACGAUACGUGCAUACGUGCGUGCAGACGUGAUACAGGCGUGCGUGCGCGGGCGCCCGACGCCCGGAGACCGGAGCUGCUCCCCCUGGUCCCGCGGGCUUCUCCGAGGUCCUUCGCCCGCCCGCUGUGAGUUUAGUGGCCUUACUGUGACAGCACCCACCUGUUCCCCCCCUCUCCGUGCCCGGCUCCCCGGGGCUCCCGACGCAGUGCUCCGACCCGUGCUCAGCAUGCCCCGCUCCAGCCCUGUGGCCCGUUCCUGGAGCGCCCACGUCCCCCACGUGCUCGCUGGCGCCAAGUGUCAGGACUGUGUCGCGCCGUAGCCUUUGUCACGCCCGUGUAGCUGCCGCGAAGCCCCCUCCCCACCGGCCCCCGGGCUCCCGGCGGGGUCAGCGUGGCCGGGCCCGCAGGACGCAUGCUCGGCCGCAGCGCCCCGCGCGGUGUCGUCUCCAAUAAACGUGCCGACCGUGUGGUGUCCUCGA